AUGCAGAGUGUAUACCCCAGAUUUACGUUUCUGACUAUUCACGGCCUUGGAGCGGCUAUUACCCGAGCUAUUGAACUUGCAUUGUCCUUGCGUGAAAAGAAUCCUGAUCGGAUAGCAUGGACGAUAACGACUUCUAGUGUGGUCUUGGUAGAUGAUAUUGAACCAGAGGAUGUGGAAGCCGAUAUCUAUUCCGAACCAAGACAAAAUUCGGCGAUACACAUCCGUGUGGUAAAAGUAGGGACGUCGCCCAAGCUUGAGUAG
Molecule: messenger RNA, 261 nt
Organism: Spizellomyces punctatus DAOM BR117
Lineage: Eukaryota; Fungi; Chytridiomycota; Chytridiomycetes; Spizellomycetales; Spizellomycetaceae
Exons: 2
Coding region: 1-261 (86 amino acids)
Biological process (GO): tRNA 5'-leader removal
Cellular component (GO): ribonuclease MRP complex; nucleus; nucleolar ribonuclease P complex
Molecular function (GO): nucleic acid binding
Source: RefSeq, a predicted model, not a curated record